CAAGCCAACCCUAAUUCUUGGAGAAGAUCAAGUGCGCGCCGCUCCGAGCUACGUUAAAAUCUCAACCCGCCUGCGCGUAUCCCUCGUCGUAUCUCCGGUCAAGGUUUGCCUGUAAUUGAUAUUUAUUUACUUGUGGUCAGGAAGCAAGAUGAUGACAGGUAAAGCUAAUUCCACUCUAAGCAAGAAAACAGGCCUGCCUCGUAAACGGUUUUACCGAGCUAGGGCUCAUAGCAAUCCAUUAAGCGAUUCCCAUUUCCCUGUACCAAUUUGCCCCGCACAAGUCGAUUUUGCAUCUCAUUACCCAGUUUUUUCCGAUGGAUCCUCAAAACAGAUCGAGUUUGCAGAUAUAGGGUGUGGAUUCGGCGGCCUUUUGAUUUCUCUUUCACCCCUCUUCCCUGAAACCUUGAUGAUUGGAAUGGAAUUGAGGGAUAAGGUGACUGAGUAUGUGAAGGAACGCAUUACUGCAUUAAGGGUUAAUAAUCCUGGUAAAUACGAGAACAUAUCUGUUGUUAGAACUAAUUCCAUGAAGUACAUUCCCAAUUACUUCGGAAAAGCGCAGCUUAAGAAGAUGUUCUUCUUGUUCCCCGACCCACACUUCAAGGAGAAGAACCAUAGGCGGCGGGUGAUCAGUCCUCACCUUCUAGAUGAGUAUGCUUAUGUUCUUGCUAUUGGGGGCAUCAUAUACACUAUCACUGAUGUCGAGGAGCUUGGGGAGUGGAUGAAGUCCUGUUUGGAAGAUCAUCCACUCUUUGCAGCUCUUUCUCGUGAAGAACUUGAAGAUGAUGAAGCAGUCAAUAUCUUGACUUCUGCAACUGAGGAAGGGCAAAAGGUUGCCCGCAAUGGCGGUCAGACAUUCCGAGCUGUUUAUAGGCGCAUUGAUAUGUCUUGACUCAUUGUUUCCCAAAUUUUGCGGGCAUCAAUCACCCUGUCAAUUAUCCUAGCUAUCUUAAUUUGCUAAGUGUUUUUUGUUGUUGAAAUGGCUCAAUUUUCGGAGAGGAGAAUCAUCUGGUCAAAACUAUUUCAGCCAAACAAGUAGGUCAAAAGCUUCUUAUUAUGCUUCCUCUAAUUCCAAUUAUUCUACUUAUUUUGUGAUAAGUAGAACAAGCCCGAUUUGGCUGCCAAAGGAGAUCUACCCAUUUUAUCUAAUAGGAUGUAAAAGGAGAGCAGGUAAUAGGAGUGAAGCGAAAAUUUUAUCUAAUGUAAUACUCAUUUCAUUCUAUUGUCUCACCUUUCCUUUUUGAUUCUUUUCAUUAAAAUUGUCCUCUACCAAAUUUCGUAAACUUUGUGUAGUUCUAAAUUAUGCUUUAUUCUUACUUCAUUAAUUUAAUAUGGCUAAAGAGUCAAAUAGGUCAUUGUACCUUUUCGGAUUGCUCAAUUUGCCCCCUCAACCCAAAAAAAAGCUCCAUUUGGCACCCUUA
Cuscuta europaea is the source of this 1418-nucleotide messenger RNA. NCBI's taxonomy places the organism in Eukaryota, Viridiplantae, Streptophyta, Magnoliopsida, Solanales, Convolvulaceae. The record is from the annotation of a GenBank genome assembly.